Molecule: messenger RNA, 784 nt
Organism: Prunus avium (sweet cherry)
Lineage: Eukaryota; Viridiplantae; Streptophyta; Magnoliopsida; Rosales; Rosaceae
Source: RefSeq, a predicted model, not a curated record
UUUGGAAAGCUUGACAUAUUGGUCAAUAAUGCAGGAGUUAUUGGAUCUUUAUUCCUCACUGAUGACAAAGAGAAGUUGGCAAUUGGGCCUGAGGAUCUUAUAGGUCCCAAUUGUAUCAAGAAUGAAUAUGUAAAGCAAACCUAUGAGACAGCAGGGGAUUGCUUCAAAACAAACUACUAUGGAAUUAAGCAGCUCACAAAAGCACUUAUUCCACUUCUUAAAAAAUCCAACUCGGCAAGGGUAGUCAAUGUCUCCUCUGCAUUGGGACAACUAAGGGUUAUUCCAAAUGUGGAAGCCAAGAAGGAGCUAGGAGACGGUGAUAGCCUCACAGAAGAGAAAGUGGACAACUUAGUUGAGGGAUUUUUGGAGGAUGUGAAGCACAAUUUGAUUGAAGCCAAAAGCUGGCCUAUUAAUCUAUCUGCCUACAUUGUAUCCAAAGCAGCUCUGAAUGCUUAUACCAGAGUCUUGGCUAAAAAGUAUCCUAGCAUUGCCAUUAACGCAGUCUGUCCUGGUUUUACCGCCACAGACAUGAACAAUUAUACCGGUAUCCUCACAGCUGAAGAAGCUGCUAAAGGUCCGGUGAAGGCGGCUUUGUUGCCGGAUAUUAGAGUUUCUGGCCGCUACUUUGAACAGACUGAAUUGUCAACCUUUGAAUGAAAAUUUGUGAUGUAAAAUGACAUAAUUGUUUGCUUUUAAUAUACCUAUGCACAUGUGACAUGUACGUAUGCAUGCACAAUGUGUUUUGAACAAUAAAUUUUAGUUUUAAUAAAGGUUUCAAUUUCCA